AUGGCACAUGCCCCGCUACUACGAACAAAUACGGCCCCGGUCUUCCAAAACUCCAACGGAUUCGGCGGCCUGCCACAGCUCAGCAUGAGCCAUGCGCCGCGCGCCAGCCAACUCUCCGGCUCGACAGCCAUGGCCGGCUCUACCGCGUCCUUGAGCUCGCUCGGUAGCGGCACUACCAUCACGAAUGGCGGCCCCGUCACAGCGACCGCGAAUAUUAUCAACCAAAAGGCCGAUGCUUCGCGGUCCCUCUACCAGAUCUGCAUUUCCCUCAAGCAGCGCCUCGCUCAGGUUCCUGGCUUUGACCCCUACCUAGAGCAGCUCGACCCCAACGACCCCGUCGAUCCCCUGUGGAACCUCUUCCGCACCGGAUACCCCCUCCUCGCUAUCUACAACUCUUUGCAGCCCGCCACUGAGCUCAAGGUCGAGGAUGCCAGCGCCAACGAGGCUAAGAAGUCAAAGAUUGCGAUUUUCAAAUUCGUCCAGGCCUGCAUGAAAGAGCUCAAGGUCCCUCCCACCGAGAGCUUCGUCAUUACUGACUUGAUGGGCAAUGAUACUAGUGGUUUCGUCAAGGUAACCCAAGUCGUCAACUAUGUGCUCGACCUCGCCGAGCAACGCGGCUACCUCCUGCAACUGCAACCAUACCCCGAAGAUGAAGCCGCAGUCCCUGGUGCGGGCUCAACGAUGACCUACCGAGAUCAUAUCGUCAAGGAGCUAGUCGAUACCGAACGCAAAUACGUCCAGGACUUGGAAAACCUACACGAUCUCAAGAGGACGCUGGAGGAGACGGGCGCCAUCCCUGGCGACAGUGUGCAUCAGAUUUUCCUCAACAUCAACGCGAUCCUCGAUUUCCAGCGCCGUUUCCUGAUCCGCGUCGAGACGACCAACUCGAUGCCCUCCGCGAACCAGCAAUGGGGAUCGCCCUUCGUCAUGUACGAGGAUGCCUUUGAUAUUUACCAGCCCUUUAUCGCGAACCAGCGCAAGGCGGCUCAGAUUGCCAAUCAGUCCUUCGAUAAGAUCCAACAAUCAGAGCACCCAGUUGCGGCCGACUUCAACACAUUGGACGGUUUCUUGCUGAAGCCCAUGCAGCGAUUGGUGAAAUACCCGCUCUUGCUCAAGGACUUGAACAAGAAGAGCGAGGAUGAGGAAGUCAAGGCCGAUCUGAUGGCUGGCUGCGAAGCUGCGGAGCGAGUAUUGCACAAGGCCAACGACGCUGUCAACAGGGCUCUACUUGAUGAAGCCCUGGACGAUCUUGUCAGCCGAGUGGACGACUGGAAGAGCCACAAGGUGGAGCAGUUUGGCAAGCUUCUCAUGCACGGCGUCUACGGUGUCAUCACUGGAAAGAACGAUCAGGAGAAAGACUACGAGAUUUACCUGUUCGAAUGCAUCCUUCUCUGCUGCAAGGAAAUUUCCCCAAACAAGAGCAAGGAUAAGAAGGACAAGACGAGGUCACAAGGGCCCAAAGUCCGGAACCGGAAUGCUAGACUUCAACUCAAGGGCAGAAUUUUCAUGACUAACGUGACUGAUAUUGUGUCCCUUUCGAAGCCCGGUUCUCACAGUGUCCAAAUCUGGUGGAAGGGCGAUCCCGGUGUUGAGAACUUCACCAUCAAGUUUACACAAGAGGAUAUGAUGAAGAGAUGGGCCGCUGGGCUUGAGGUUCAGAGGAAGGACAAUGCGCCGCGCACUUCGCUCAUGGGCGAAAACGCAGCGCCCGACUUCGCUUGGACCAGAGACCACGCUGGCGGCUUGGAGAACCCGUAUCUCCAAGCAGAGGAGGAGGAGGACGAUGACGACUACGGACCGGCGACGGCCCCUCCGCAGUUUCCCAUGCCUACCACCCACUCAAUCGCGGGCACUAUGCCACGAACCGCUUCCAACAACAACCUGAGACAAAGGGCGGGGACCGGAGAGAGCACGCUGUCUUUGGCUGGCAUGAUCCGCGGCGCACCGUCACGAUUCCCCAUGCCAGCGCCACCGGCACCGCUCAGUCUCCAGACCCCGAACACGGGCGCUUACUCACCUGGGGCCUGGGCCGGCGACAGCUACUUUUCCCCAGUGGCGGAAUCGCCGGCGUCGUCUAGAACCAGCACUGCCAGUGGAAUGUUCUCUACGCCUAACUACGGCUUCUCCAAGACAGGCACCCCGCAACCGGUGUGGGAGGACAGCAACCGAUACACUGCCCCUGCUAUGCCUCGCGCCCCCUCGCGUGAUGGUAGCUCCCCCAACCCCCAUGUUAUGAACGGGCGAAACCCCAGGGGCCCGUCGCUUCCCGCAAUGGCUUCUCAGAGCCAGACGGCCGCCCAACAGCAGAGGAGCAGGUCGUACAGCACUCCAGACAUCAACGUCCCUGGCAUGCCCCGAACCCGACAGCCGAGUCAAGGUAACAUUCCGGCUGUCCCCGGAAUACCACAACAUCUGCAUCCAGGCCACGACAGCCACGUCCCCAGAGCUCAAACUGGAUCUCCAAGAAACGACGCGCCGAUGCGAUCCCACACGAACAGCCCCGGCGCCCAGCGAGAGCGGAUGCACCAACACUCGGGCAGCCUUGGAGGCACCAUGGCCCAGUUCCCGACGCAGCCCGUCUACCCCCGUGGAAACACUCCCAGCCAAAAUGGGAACCCGCUGCGAGUCGACCCAGGCACUGCUAACUCCCGAACUGCGUCUCCUGCGGUGGGUAUUGGAGCACCGCCAGCCAUGGCCGCACCGCCACCCACUCCUGACCUACCCCUGCCCACUCAACUCAAAGUGAGAGUCAAUUGCCAGACGGGCAACUAUGUUACUCUCGUGGUACCUUUCAACAUUACGUACCAGUCCUUGAUCGACCGCAUCGAUGCCAAGCUUGCGCGGUUUACCAAUAGUAGCAUCGGCAAGGGAAUGCUCAAACUGCGGUAUCGUGACGAGGAUGGUGAUUUCGUCACGAUCGAGAGCGACGACGACAUCCAGAUUGCCUUUAUGGAGUGGCGCGAGGGCAUGAAGAACAUGUACUCUGGCGGCGUUGGAGAGAUAGAGCUCUUCUGCGUCGGCGACACUUCCUAA
Molecule: messenger RNA, 3033 nt
Organism: Ilyonectria robusta
Lineage: Eukaryota; Fungi; Ascomycota; Sordariomycetes; Hypocreales; Nectriaceae
Product: Pleckstrin homology domain-containing protein
Exons: 5
Coding region: 1-3033 (1010 amino acids)
Biological process (GO): intracellular signal transduction; establishment of cell polarity; septin ring organization
Cellular component (GO): division septum; mating projection tip; cytoplasm
Molecular function (GO): guanyl-nucleotide exchange factor activity; protein binding
Source: RefSeq, a predicted model, not a curated record